Messenger RNA from Cercospora beticola, 2003 nucleotides. Its product is annotated as pepsin-like aspartic protease. The record is from RefSeq and is a predicted model, not a curated record. NCBI's taxonomy places the organism in Eukaryota, Fungi, Ascomycota, Dothideomycetes, Mycosphaerellales, Mycosphaerellaceae. Gene Ontology annotation, biological process: proteolysis. Gene Ontology annotation, molecular function: aspartic-type endopeptidase activity.
CGGCAGCCUGGACGCGCAAGCAUAUCAAAUUGCCUCUUUGCAUUAAACUUACCGGCCGUCCUCGAGCGCCGCGAGGAUCAAUCUUCCGAGGGCAUUCUUCACGCUUACUUUCAUCCAACAUCAGCGAAAGCGUCAUCAGUUCUAAGCAGAAUUCAGAUGACGGCCAGAAAUCCAUCGCUUUGAGACAAAAGUCAUCUUAGCGGCUGUGCCGGAUCCAUGUACACGACGACAUUGCCACCAGUGUGGGUAGCAGCACUAGUCGCAACAAACGGCCGCGUCAUUGAACAUUGCGUACAGCUGGACGAGGCCAUGUGAGCAGAUCGAGACUUUUCUUCUCGCUGUAUAAUACACAUACAUGGAUCGCCGCUGAGCCCUGUCCCGUGGUCGCAUCGACCUCACGUCCUGGCUCUGGCGCGUGUUUCAUUCGGGAUGCGAACUUCAGUGGCUGUCGCUUUCACCGCAAGCGUUCUUGGCACGACCGUUGACGCCAUCAACCUGGUCAAGCGCAACGAUGGCUUGCCGCCACGAGUGGUCGAGCACUCAAUACAACGCAAACACAUCGACAAUCCUUUGGCCCAUGAUCGAAGACGGCGGAAACUCCGGAAACGAGAUACAUUGGGCGUAACUCUGGACAAUGAGGAAACUUUAUACUUUGCCAAUGUUUCAAUCGGGACACCAGAACAGCAAUUCCGGCUACACUUGGACACUGGCAGUAGCGACUUGUGGGUGAAUGUAGCAGACAGCCAUGUCUGCAAGCAAAGAGGCAAUCUUUGUUCAAUAUCUGGCACAUACAGCGCCAACGACUCCUCGACAUAUUCGUAUCUCAACAGCAAUUUCAACAUUUCCUACGUCGAUGGUUCCGGAGCUACUGGCGACUAUGUGACCGACGUUGUCAAAAUCGGCGGCACCACAUUGGAAACACAGCAGUUUGGCGUGGGAUAUACGUCCAGCUCCGAGGAAGGAAUACUUGGAAUCGGCUACGCGAGUAACGAAGUGGCAGUGAGGUAUAAUGGGGGCAAGACAUAUCCGAAUGUACCGCAGAACCUGGUCGACACUGGUGCCAUCAAUUCGAACGCCUACAGCUUGUGGCUAAACGACCUCGAUGCUUCCACCGGAUCGAUAUUGUUCGGUGGCGUCAAUACAGCCAAAUACACUGGCGCCCUCGAGACCCUACCGGUUGUGAAGGAGCAAGGAGUGUACGCCGAAUUCAUCAUUGCAUUGACCGCUGUGGGUGCGAAUGGUCAAUCGGGCUCCAUCGCAAGCGAUCAAGCGAUACCGGCAUUGCUUGACUCAGGAAGCAGUCUCAUGUACCUGCCCAACGACAUCACGCAGUCCAUCUACGACAGUGUGAAUGCACAAUACGACGAGAGCCAAGGCGCAGCAUUCGUAGACUGCAGUCUUGGAAAUUCCGAUGACACGAUCGACUUCACCUUCUCGUCUCCUACGAUCAGAGUACCGUUGAACGAGCUCGUCAUCGUAGCUGGAACCGACAGAGGGCAAGAAGUGUGUAUACUGGGCAUCUCGCCAGCAGACGGCAGUACACCAGUUUUGGGCGACACGUUUCUCCGAUCUGCAUAUGUCGUCUAUGACAUUGCGCAGAACGAAAUCAGCUUGGCACAGACGAGCUUUAAUUCGACCACGAACAACAUUCUGGAGAUCACGAAUUCAUCAGGUGUCCCUGAUGCUACGAUCGUUGCCAAUGCUGUCACUGACGUGGCAGUGGCUAGCGGAGGUGCACGUAUCGGCACGAUGACUUUGGAUGCUGCAGCCCAGCCCACUGCACCACCAGCGUGGAAUUUUGCCGCUCUUGGAGCCGUCGCUGGAGCUGCUCUAUACGCGCUAUAGCGUGCCGAAGAAACGAUUUUGUUACCAGCCUGCGGAGUGAGCACAGGCUUACCGGCAUUGAUAUACCCGACAUGAAGAUGACGUUCAACUACAAUGAUACCACGACCAACAUUAGAUUACAGACGUUAGACUAGGCUACACAGAAGCGUGACAAGCCC